AUGGCUAAUGAAUGCAGCGAGUGUGAGUUAGAAACAGAAGCAGCAGUUGCCAUGUCAAGCUCCUUUACAGUCUUAGGACUAAAUCAUAAAGAAAUUACUCUGGCAGCUUCAUGUGAUCAUACAUCAAGUCUUCAUAUAGAAGAAAAUAUUCCUGAAGCACAAAAUACGUCAGUCUGGAGAAAGCAUAGCACCAAAUUACUUGCAUUUGAAGAGGGCUUUAAGAAGACAUCUGAGCUCCCUGUAAUAGCAAAAAGAGAAAAUUCAAACAGUGUGGCACAUCAUUCUGCUGCCUCAGGUAGCGUGGCAGUACUGGCUCAGAUCCAUGACGUUUCUAAUUGUCACAAAAGCAAGACAGAUGGAAAAUUGAAUAAAGUGAAUAAGAAAUUGCAGCAGUUCACUUGUCGAAGAACAGUGCCUAUGACUGGCAAAAAUGUUUGGCCUUUUGAAUCUUGUGCCAGGGCUUCUGAAUGGGUUCCUAAAAAUCGUGGGUCCAUCUCGGAAGGAAAAAGACUUCUAAGGGUUACCUUUGAGGAAUCCUCCAAUAAAAGCAGUGCUAAUGCUCUAAGGAAAGCAGUAAACGCUGGAAACCUGACAAAAUACAAAAUUCCUUUAUGCAGAAACAAAUCUCAACCCAGGAAACUGGAAUCUGCUCACUCGUUUGAAAGAAAAACCUACAGUCCACUAGAGCUUCUUGACAGCACUAGCAUUUCAAGGAGGCAGAAAGUGGGUGAGGGGACUUUGGUAAGUUCCAAGCAGCAGCCUCUUGCUGCUGUGAGUGAUGUUACAUCUACAGCUUCCAUGAAGAUAAAAGCGGAUGUUAUCAAUAGUAAGGACUUUAGGCAUGAUGGCUCUGAAGACCUUUCAGAUGAGAUGUCUGUGGUACCUGAACAUUCUCCUUUAUAUCCACAUGCUUUUCUUGCUGGACAACUAGAGUCAUCUGUGCCUGAUAUCCAUGGUACUGAAUGUGUACUAAAAUCUAAUUUUCCUGAUCAUUCUUGGAAUGCAGUUGACUGCCCUGUUGCAUUAGAAAUAAAUGAUGCUAGCAAAUCAGGAGUGAAUUUUUCACAACACAAAAGUCAAAGUUUUCCAGAUAUUCUUGAAGCUUACAAAGAAGAUGUUCUUGUCAUUGAUGUGAUUCAGGAUGACCCUGACCUUUUUGGAACGAAUAAUGAAGAGGAGCUUGCACUUGCAGAUUGUGAAAAUUGUCCCGUGAACGCAUCGUAUACUAGCAUCUGCAUUAAAGAUGCAAAGCAGGAUCUUGCGCCUGAGUGUCCUGUUAUCUCAGAAAAUGAAGAUUCAGUAGAUAAUAAUUUUAGACACAUUACCAUACAGGAACCUGGAAUGUCAAAUGAUACUGAAAAUUCCUGUGAUUCCAUGCUAAAAGCUACAGAUAUUAAAACCCACAACUCCUCCAGCAGAAGCAGUCCUUUGGGAGAUAUUAUUGGGGAAUUCCUUGAAGAUGGGCAACUGGGAGAACUAGAUGAACUUCUGAAGAGUUACGAUGUGGAUGAUAAGAUUAAAAAGAGUGCUGAGAGUGUUAUCCUGAAGGUUUCUCAUUCAGUCCAGCAGAUGCUCGAGAUGAUUGAAUUGCCCCGUAAAUACUGCAGAUUUUAUUUCAUGUCUUUGCGUGGGUGUGAAAGAGCAAAAUGUUGGUUUUGGCAUGUUCCUGAACAAGGAGAUGAAAAGAUUUGCAUGGCAAUACUUAGGACAUACAUUAAUAUCAAAGAAUCAGGCCUUCUAAAACGUGCAGUCCAAAUAUUUGUGAAAUACUACCGAGACAUUACUCCUGGUGUGGAUUUUGCUGCUCAAGUGCUGAAUGAUCUUCUCAUUUCUUUGCUCAAGAACUGUUUGUUGCAGGAAGUAUUUCAGAUAUUGAAUGUAACUGUACAAAUCAAAACACCGCCAGCUGUAGAUGUUCUUCUGAAAGUCUUUGAGCAUGUGACGACUUGGAAUCUGAGAGAUGCUGUGCCUACAUUAAUUAGUACCUUUUGUAAGCUCAUUGAUGCUGGUAUGUUCCUUGAGUUUGAACAUUUUGACCAUGUUCUUAAGUUCCUUCACCAGCUGCAAGUUUCCAGUCAGGAAGUAAAUAUUGUUUUGAACAUAAAAUCCAGAUUUCAGGAAAGACACAUGGAAAAAAACUGGCUUUUUGACUUCAACUUGGCAGUGGCUGAAAUACAGCAUUGCAAGGAAAAAAGUGAUUGGACCAAGCUGGGAGCUUUGUAUGUUAAUGUGAGAACUGGAUGUGAACAUCUUGAUGAUGUUCAGAGGUUGUCUUUAUGUAUUGCUGAAACACUAGCCAGAGAUUCUGAAACAGAGAAACCAGGAGUUCCUUUUUGUGAUUUUGCUGAUGCAGUAAUACAAAAUUCACAGCAUAAUGAAGGAGACCGAAUUUUCAUUGGAAGGACUGGGAUAAGUGUAAUGUGUUCUUAUCACAAAGUACUGCAGUGGAUAAAGGGAAGGAAGGUUUUGGAUAAAUUGCAUGAGCUACAGAUACGUUUCACAGUCUUGAAAGGACUUAUAGGUGCAGAGAGUUUAGCAUCAAGAUGUCAAAUUGUUAAUAAAGCUGCAGAAAUUUUUCUGAAAACUGGGAGUUUGGAUGGAGCAACGUGGGUAUUGAGAGAAUCAGAGUGGACCACAAAUUCACCAUUGUGGCCCUGUGAUAAAAUGGACAUCCUCAAUCGACAUAAUCUGUUAUGUACAUUAGUGCACAAAUACUUGAGGAAGAAUUUAUACAGGCAGGCGUUUGAAGUUCUGCAGAACUUACCAGGUUUUCAUAAUCAUUCUGAUACUGUAGGUGUUUCUCAGUACAGCUGCCUUUUUAACAAGCUGAUAAGUGCCUGUUUUGAGAGCAAGAACCUUGGGGUCUCAUCUUCUGCAGUAGACUUCAUGCUUUCAAAAAACAUAGCUAUUGAUUUUUUUUUACUUAGAGGAUUAAUCACGGCUUUGGGAAGAAGUUCUUUGUGGUCCAAAGCUAGGACAUAUUACAAAAGUGCUUUAUCAUUGGGUUGCUACCCACCACUGCAAGGAAAUUUAUAUCACAAACUUUUGAAGAUUCCAUUUUACCUAUCUGAGGUUGAGAUGCUGUUGGCAAUUGAAAUAUUUCUUGUUUCAAAUGCCAGUGAUAUUCAAAGUCCAAUGGCUACUACUCAGACUCUUCAAAUAAUACUGAAAAGAUGUGACAAUCAGGCACUUCAGAAUAACAGUGACUAUCAAGCGGCAGCGGAGAGACUAAUCGUGGCUGCUCGUCUGUCCGAUCCGAAGCUUUUUCUUAAGCACAUGACAAUGAAUGUUAAUAUGGAAGAAGUUUACAGCUUGGAGCUUACAUCUGCUCUAAAAUGGCUUCAGGAGAAUAUGAAGUGGGCUGGGAAGGUCUGGCUAUUUCAGCAGUCAUUAACUAGUAAAGAUUACUUUGGUUUUUAA
Molecule: messenger RNA, 3420 nt
Organism: Chaetura pelagica (chimney swift)
Lineage: Eukaryota; Metazoa; Chordata; Aves; Apodiformes; Apodidae
Gene: TOPAZ1
Product: testis and ovary specific PAZ domain containing 1
Exons: 18
Coding region: 1-3420 (1139 amino acids)
Biological process (GO): spermatid development; spermatocyte division
Molecular function (GO): protein binding
Source: RefSeq, a predicted model, not a curated record